AUGUACCCCUCCGCCCCCGAACACAUCGACCUGGAGCUGACCACCAGCAUGGACAAAACGCUCGUCAUGCAUCAACCGCCGCCCGGCGUUGCAUGCCGCGCUCCUUUCAUCCAUUUUAACGGUACCCAACUAAAAAUCGUCGAUAACUUCGCAAAUUUCGACGGACCACUUUCAUGCAGCAUCAAAAUCAGCAAUGAAGCGGCCCACUAUAUGGUUAGAUGUGGUUAUGUAGCCCCACCUAAGGUAAGCAAACCAUAGCCGCCUGUAAUGCAGGACUGAUUGUAAUAGGGGUUUUUCUAGGUGGGGCCGGGGAACGUACAGGCGACUGCGGAUGCGCGGUUGUACUUUGAAUUUUUGAAAAAUAGUUGCCCUUACCCCUGACCUUAACAACUAACCCUAACCAUAGCCCCAACCCUAACACUAGACCUGACCCUUAACCGCAGCCCUAAACCCUGACCCAACAGUAUUGUGUCCACCAAGUGGGGCUGCAUAACCACAUCUUACCCACUAUUAUAUCUCUACAGCCAACUAGGCCUCCAGCCGAUUACAAAACUCCGUAUGGAAUCACUACGACCUCCACUGAACUGAAGAUGUUCGAGGCGGUCAUCUUCAUGACGGUGUUAUUUGGUGCAGAGACCUGAGGUGUAGUGGCACACGGCAGAAAAUAAUUCAGAAACCGUUGUUCCAACCUCCCUCUUCUCUUUGGGAGCAGGGCUUCUGAAGGCUGACUUCACCAUGAGGGGUAGUCUUUUGCGCACAAAAUGAGGGGCGUUGUGAAAGUUUAAUGGUACGAUGAUAAGCACUGCUGGCUAUGUUCAGUAAAAAUAUCACCAGGUUGGUAACUCAAAAUUUAGCCAAAUUUUCCUCUUUUUGGUACAAUAACCGCAAGUCUUCAAACUCGUUUUGCGAACUGGCCUGGCAAUGAACACUUCUACAGCAUUAACACGUUUCACGACUUUUCAUUGCUUGUGCUUAGAUGCAGGCUUAUUCAUCUGCAGGUAGAAGGCCGAAGGAAAACCUAAAGGUUACAGGCUCUGAUACUAAUGCACCGAAUUCUAGCCAGCCAGGAGGAUGGGCUGGCAUUUAUCAGGAGAAAACCGACGUAACUGGACGUCAAUUGCUUCAUCCACCGUCCCCCACCCUGCCCACAGUACCAUUUUUUAAACGCUCAAGAAGAACUCUGUACAACGAGACCGUCAAAAAUGCUAUGAAAAAUGGUCCAAAAGCAUUUCAUGCAUGCUGUUGCAAGCCUCUAGGAACCGACGUGGACUAAUCUGACCUGACUGCGUACCCAAGCAUGGGGAGGGUGCAGGUGGUUACGCUUCCGAAGUAAUCAUUGGCUAAUAGUCUAAUUCAUCAAAAAUAACGAGCGGACUAUUCGCUACCGUUCUUCGCCGUUGCGGGUACUUCUCUUAAUUAGAUGCUAUAUAUCCUAAAGGUUUCAAAGCCGGACUGGUUCGUACCUUCCUUUUCCUAUUAAAAUUUGUUGACAAGAAAAGGUGAAUGAGGAUCGUUAAUUUCAAUUAAUUGCUUAUGAGUAAUAUGCCACGGCAGGAAUAAUGUAAACCCAAAUGAGAGUGUGUCUAAUGAAAAGUGGACCUGUGUUCUUCCAAUUUUACAACGAGUGAAAUUUGAAAUAAGAUUAUCAACAAAAACAAGAGAGAAUGUAAUAGCCAUUUCUGGGUUACUAGCUGCCAUCCGCCAGUCACACCCUACGCUCGGGUCAGGAGUGUCUGAAAUUUGAACCGAGUAUCUUCGUUCCUUGGGCAGAACGCCUUAUCGUUUGAGCCAGGGGAUCUUUGUCCUGUCGGUCGUUGUCGUUACCGAUCGGAUUGCGAAACAAGCUCAUCGAAAGGCGGUUAAAGCUAGCGCCUGCGUGUUCGUAUCCGAAGAACGCAGACGGAAACGUGGCUGACGCAUUCCCUGCCAUACAUUAAGGACGUUUCAGAGGCAAGCAACCGUGUUAAUGCGAGACUAGGUGUUGGAAUUCCACACCUGCCCAAGACUAAUGUGGGCAGCAGGGUCAUGAAAACCCCCGGGCUGAUCAAACCCCAAGGAGCAGUCUGAUUUAUUGUAUCGCAUCCCAUGCAUAAGCUGUCCUUCAAACAACAUAAGUUGGACUGAACAAAUACCUAGAUCGGGCAUACACGAACAUAAACUGUGAGGAGCAGAUUACAAGUUGUUAUCCUCACCCUCGAACCGGGUCAGGAGUUCAAAUUCCCAGCUGCAUAGAUCAUUGUUAUGCUGGAAGCAAGGCAGAUCAAGAAUUGAUCGAAACUUGGGCCUCAGAUGAGUACUCAACCACUCGGUUUAAUGAUACUGCGUCGGCAUACAGAACCCUAUGCGGACACCUCCAGAUCUUCAGCACUGGUAAUAUGCCUUAUAAUUGUCACCUGAAACGUUGCUGCUGUCAUCUCUGACGAUGGACUCCUGCACAAGCCGAUAUGCCUACGUCUUCCUUACUCACAUACCCUCUUAAUGCGUCCAUUUGUAGGUUUCAAAUGCAGCAAUAUAUGUCACUUGUGUCACUGAAGCUAAAUCCAUUUGUUUUCAAAAUAAUGCUACACUGAGAAAAGCCGAUGACCCAGUCAUUCUGCUCCGUCUUAUCAGGCCAGAAGAAUAUUCGUUGUACCUGACAAUAAACAAAUUUUACAAGUUGCUAGGCAUUUAGGUGACACCAAGCACAGCUUAGAGGUGGAUUGUUGCAGAGAACAACUAAAAAACGUCCCGAGAGCUUCAAGAUUCGUGUUAUGCAGAUUUCAACCUAAGGAAUCUUCGGACGAGUCUCCCACGUUCAGCGAAGAUACACGGGGACGCGACUGGACAGUUUGCGUUCCGCGGAACCGUCAGCCAUACAUCGAUCUGGGUAAUAUGGACAGUUUAGUUUAUGUCUCCCAUCAGAACUAGACCUUUCCAAGGCAUCACGAAAGUCUGUCUAGCCAAUUUGUCUACAUAAGCAUUUCCAGCUACCGUUUGGCAUCUUCGCGUGGCUAUGCUUCCACACUACAGAUCACCCGUUUCGGCUGCCUCGUUGGAAAUACAUGAUUUCAGUGACUUUAGCACUACCUCUGACCCCUAAAGAGGAGUGUAAACUUCCAUCUGCAUGCGUCAAUGAAGAAACGGAAAAUAUAAGUGGUGGAAGAUACUCAUCAGUAGGGGGAGAUGAAGAAGAAGAAGAAGAAGAAGAAGAAGAAUAGGGAGUAGUAGUAGUAGUAGUAGUAGUAGGAGGAGGAGGAGGAGGAGGAGGAGGAGGAGGAGGAGGAGGCGGCGGAGGAGGAGGAAGUAAAAGUAGGACGUGCGGGCACGAAACUUGUGUCCUGUCGAGCAUGCUAGUAGGCUCGCAUUUUGAAUUUAUCACGCCUCCCGCAGGCGGUUUUCUCGGGUGCCCACUCAGAGCGAGGACUGACAACGAACAAAAACAGCGAAAAGUUGAAGAUAAUUUAGUCAGAGUGUACCUCAUCCAGGACAGAUGGCUGCCUACUCUAAGCUGGGGGACAACGGACACUCAUUUUGCUACAAAAAGGUACGUUAGCUUGGAUGAGGCUGAAUGAUUUAGGACUACACUUUGCAGAAGAGCGACGAUUAGCAGGUGAGUUGAAGUCGCUAGUGAUGCAUGCCCACGACUUCUCCAAGAAACUUCCCAGUCUGCGAGGAUUUGUCAAAUAGCCACCGGACAUCUAUCUGCGCAAAUAAUUGAAUACGCAGGCACAUGGUAGAAUGCGCUUACUCUAACAUGACGCUCUCGGAUUCCCAAAAGUGCUUAGGUGAAAGGGAGGCGAAAUGUGUCAAAAUAAUAUCAAGUCCAAUUGUCCACACAUAAGUCAGCACACCCCCUUGUUCUUUUGCCUGAAAGACAUUUCUACUGCUCAUGACUUUGCCUAAAAGUACUUUGGAGUCGGUAUUCCGAUUUACGUAUCAUUGACCCAGGGUGACAAUCAAGAAUAUUCAAUAUCGUGUGAAUUUCAUUCACCAAUCCGAAUACGGGACGUGCAUAAGAGUUUUGACUUCCAGUAUUUCAAUGUGACAAAUAAAGUUACUGCGAUCAAAUCCGAUCUCAAAUGUCUUCUUAACACUCUAUUUCAGUAAACUCGUGCACCUGCAAAAAACAUGCUCUCCCCGGCCGAAUAAAGCUGUGGGAUUCAGAGAAAGAGUGAGGUUUGACACGUUCAGAGAGUAGAGUGCUUCGGUAGAUCAUUUUUUGAGGAUCCCGACUCUCUCAGCGGGUGACCAAAAGGUGCAACCAGAAACACUUAGAAUGGCAAAGUUUACAACUAAGUGUUUUCGGAUCAUCGCAAAAACAAUAUUUCUUCCGUCCAGCAUGCUUUCCUUGCAAAUUCCUCAAAUUCUCCCUUAAACUUCCCCACAAGUGUUUCUGACAACAGUGUGAUUUUCAAAAGCCUGCUUUUCCGUCGCAUGUUCAGUAAAGUACUCCCUCGAGGGUUCUCUCUGGUGCCAAUGAACUUCGCUGAGGAAGGCAAAAAUACGUAGUCCAUGUAUGGGACGAAGAAGGAGACGCGAUCGCUGAAACGGAUUCUUGCUCGAGUCCAUUGUCAAAAACAGAGUCAGAUAAUGGUAAUAAACUAUCCAGAUGUUGCAGAAAGGACCAAGUCCUUGAAACUAUUGUCUAAUAUGUCAUUUAGCUUGCUGAGUCCCAGGUAGACCAUGGUUUACAGAGAGCGAGGAGGGAUUCCUAAUGGCUGUAACAAAUAUCUUAUUAGAAAGGUCAGCUUUACAAACACAUCUUUUCGGCAACUCAUCAUCAUGGCCAUACAGUUGCACAUAAACUGAAAAUAUAACACGUUCACAGGGUUUACAAGUGUUUAGAGGCCUGCGCCAACGGGUGCUAGCUACAACCGAGGCGGUGUCAAUACGUGUAGCGAAUCCACUGCCAUGUUGCCAAAAGACGUUGACGCAGGUGCUGUGCCUUCCGUGGCCAGCGCCCACCCUAGAGGAUUAUCACAUCCCACCCAAACCCCCUAAUGACAGUGAUUUGUACGCCAUGUACCGAGCCUACAAACACCACUCCAGGCCGAUACCACCCUCUUGCCCCAAGAACCUCAACACGCCAUCCUCGUCACACGAAUACCGUGGGAACGAUGGGUGUUAAUAACCCCCGAGACACUUAUAAAUCCUGUAAAUGUCUCAUAUUUUCAAUUCCUAUGUAACUGUAUUGACCUCGUGAUGAAUUACCGAAAACAUGUUUUGCCAACUUGACUUUUCAAGUAUGACACUGGAAUAUUCGCAAGUAUCUUACUGGUUUGAGCCUUCAGACGCGCACAGGUGUACUUCAUCAGACGAAUGGAAAACAGGCGAGUAGUAUGUACUGCCUCUUCCAAUCGGUCAGCGUCCGGUAUAGGCCGGCACGGGUGCUAGGCCAAAACCUAAGCACCUUUUUCGCCAAUUUUAUGCGGCUUUAUAGCUCAGCUGAGAGCGUUUUGGCUUGCUAGCAGAAACGAAGACGCGAGUUCCAAGAAAUAGUCGCGGAUAAGGAGACACGAUCGCUGGAAAAGUGCUUUAUUAGCCUGACGUUUCGGAAUCUCACUCCUGUCAAUUGUCAGAGACAGAGUCAGAUAAGGGUGAUAAACUACCCAGAUGUUGCAGUAUUUAUAGAAUGUUGUUGCAAGACAGCUAUAUACCUAUCGCAGUUGGCAACUCCCGAGUGCCUAUCGGCUCGGCUGGCCGGUCGGCCUAUCAGCUACAUUCUAAAAUGCUGCAAGACCUGAACAAUUUACCACCCCUAUCUGACUCUAUCUCUAAUGGUGGAUUCGAGUGAGAACCCGAAAAGUCAGGUAAAUAAAAUUCGUGUUCCAGCGAUCGUGUCUCCUUGUUUACGACUACUUCAUGGAACUCGUCUCUUCGCUUCAAAUAGCAUGUAUGGGACGUCUUCUGAGCUGCAGCCUGGUCGUCACUCGACGCUACCACGACACCUUAGAGUAGUUUUGCCAAAUGGAUGUUUGUCUGAGUUACCCACCCCCCCCCCCCGGUUCACUUCGAGGAGUUCAAUUUCUUGCAGUUGUUGAAAGCAGGUUGUUCGUCGUCCAUCAUCAAAAUGCAACCGCAAUCAAUCAAAGAAUGUGGAUAAAAAAGCUGACCAAAAUCCGUCGAGCAAAUGUGUUUUUUUUUUUAUCCGUAACCAUUCAACCGUUGUAAUUGUAAUUACUAAACGAAAGCUGUAACGCCAGACCGAGUAUUUCGGUCUGUGCUGUUGGAAGACCAAGGAGUCUAACCGGUUACGGACUCAAAAAUUGAAGUUCCCAUUGGCGUGCCUUUCGCCAGCCCGCACAACGCUCGGUCAAACUGGAAGUACGUUUUGCAACAGAAAAUGGGGAGUUGGUGAUCCAUCGUUUAAUCAUAUUUGCCAUACAGAAGUAACUGGAUGAUCUUGACAGACAGGUCAUAGUGAUAGAGAUAGAGAAAAACGUUACCUUGUUUGGCAGAAAAUCAACGUACAUAAGUUGGUCGAAGAAUAUUGAUGACCAGCGGACUGCGGUGUCUGAAUCAGCAGUCGGAAAGGUGAUUUCUCGGAGCAACCGAUUUGUAGUCCGCAAUUUGGAGUGCCAAAAGAGAACACCAUCUUUAUGCACCGUGAGACGCCAAGGCCGUUUAUUAGGAGCUUACUAUACGUCAUUCGGUCAAAAUUACAGAAUCUCAUUUUCCCUCAGUCAGCAUUUCCACGUCAUUUUCACGUCGGCAUUUUUACAGAGUUUGGUUCACAGGAGUAAAUACACUAAGCUUCUAACCUUCCCCAGGUAACCCGCCCUAUGGAAUGCUAUUUCGGAACACUCCGUUUCCGAGUUCCCGACAUGCAGGUCGUCAUUGACUGCUCCAGCCCCUGCACCCAAUCCAAUCACCCGUUGACUGACAGACUCGGACAGUGCACUGUAGGGUAGCGUGAAACCGGCAAAGCGAAUCCAGCUUCUAUCAGCAAAGAGAGUCCAUACCCACGGCAAAUCAUUGCAAAAAAUCCUACGGGCCUUAAUGUGUCAAAAGUCAUUAAGAGCCCUGGUCUGGAAUGUUGCGCACUGAAGGGAUGAUCGGACCCAAGGGAGAAUUUUGGAGUGAUUUGGGGACCGCGUGUCAGGCUUCAGUGUCUCCCACCUAAUGCAGUCUCUAUGGCACUGUGACUGAUGCGAACCCCGAGCCGUCCAUAUGAAGGCCUCGCACAUGCUGUGGGGACCGGAUCGUGUGUGGCACGCGUAGACGGGUUGUUUAACUUUGUCAUUCACCGCGCCCGCGCCCACCUCCGGUCUACUUAAAAUUAUCCCGUCAUCAGAUUAUGGUGGGUGACAGAGGAAAGAGAAAGAGAAAGUAGGCUUUACUAGAAGUCAACUUGCACACAAUUCACCGAUGCUUCACCCACCUCGUUGUGGAGUCCAACAGUCAAACAUGCCAUUCAAUCUUUUCAGAGGGAACAAUGAGCCGCACAUCUCAUAGGGCCGCAUAAGAACGUUCCUCGCACUGUCCAAUAUGAAACCUAUCGGACAGGUAUGAAGUCUCCGGUUGUGCACUUGUCCACUCCUCUCAUGCUCAAAGUUAUGAGGUCAAACUGUGAAAAAUAUCAUCAUCUGUGCUCCAUCAGUGUCACUGACAGCUCUGAUCGACUUGGACGUUUGAGCCGAAGAUUCGCGCGCUGCUGCGAACCGGUGUUAGCAGGAAAUGUCCUCUUGCGUCUUCGUGGUGCAGUAUCAAACGCGCCAGAUUAAUUACAGUGAGGAAUACACCCUCUCUUUGCCCUCUCCUGUGUGGCGUGACCUGUUCGAGCGCUUCGUCUAGCGUCCGAUGAGAUCGGACUGACGGAGCGUAAGACUCACGCUAACGUUUGUCACAAUUAUUAAAGGAUUUACAUAGUUUGAGCGCAGUUUUACUAGAAGGUAUCAUUAGUUGGUUUGGCCAUCAUAUCAGCUCAAGGCAGCAGCAACCCUCUCAGAGUAUGCGAAUGCUAGGGACUGACUAACGGAUACGCCCAAAAAAGAAAAAGAUGAUUCUUCGCCCAUUUGCAUAUGGCUUCAUGUGCUGGAGAAGCGGGGCUCCUUAUUCGAAUGGUUCAUCCCUACAGCACAUCUGCAUUUUCUGGUGUCAGGUACUCCUAGAUCCUAUGGCCUUGACUGGCCCACUAGCUAAGCAGACACUUGCAAUUCAUGUUGACCCAACUGUGAAAAACUCGCCGUCUCGGUAGGAUUUGGACUCAUGACAACAAGUGGAGGCUCUAGUACAGCCAACGCUCUAGCCACCUGAGGUUAAUCACAUUUGGGUCCAGUUACCCACCAACUCAUGUCUCCCAGGGAGGGCUCGUAUCCCAGAUGGUUGGAGCAUUGGCUGUAAUAAGACCUCUUCUUACUAACCUGGGUUCGUCCCCAACCAAGGCGCCGAGUUUUUCACAGUUGGGUCAGAACGAGUUAUUAAAACACUGCCAAAACAACUAUUCACUUUCAUACUCACUUCUCCUUUUGUUGUAUCAAAACAGUGGACAGUACGCACACAACAGGCGCUUAGUUCUGCGCAUCUUUCGUUCCUUCUUGAGCAGCUCUUUUCCCCCGCAUAUCUUCCAUCUAUUGAAAAUCUGAAGAAGAUGGUAUCGCUGGGGUAGGACGUUGUUGGCCUAACGAUUCGGAUUCUCCCUCGAACCCACCGUAAGAGCCAAUGUUAGAACACUCUGGUAGAGGCAUAAUGGGCGCAUUAUUCAUAGGGCACAUUGACCCGACAAGCACAUGCCUACUACAAUUAGCAGCACUCGCUUUCACCUCUGGGAGUCAUAUAUGGUACGAAUAUUUCUUGCUUUUGCGCACACGAGUCGCCAAUUGCCGUGAUUUCAUCACCGUUGUUGAUCCUUGGCGUGAUGGUUACUCAGUGCUUUGACUCACUGCCAUCGGAACUGCUGCUGCUGCUGCUGCUGCUGCUGUUGCUGAUGAUGAUGAUGAUGAUGAUGAUGAUGACGACGACGACGACGACGACGACGACGACAGGCAUGUGGGGGAUGAUGAUGAUGAUGAGGAGGAGGAGGAGGAGGAGGAGGAUGAUGCUGAUGAUGAUGAUGACGAUGAUGACGACGACGACGAUGACGACGACGGGCAUGUGGGGGAUGAUGAUGAUGAUGAUGAUGAUGAUGAUGAUGAUGAUGAUGAUGAUGAUGAUGAUGAUGAUGAUGAUGAUGAUGAUGAUGAUGAUGAUGAUGAUGAUGAUGAUGAUGAUGAUGAUGAUGAUGAUGAUGAUGAUGAUGAUGAAAAAGAAGAAGAAGAAGAAGAAAAUGAUAAUAAUAAUAAUUUUGAAGAAGAAGACACGAUCGCCGGGACAAGAGCUUUAUUAGCCUGA
This is a messenger RNA of Spirometra erinaceieuropaei, 9309 nucleotides long. The record is from the annotation of a GenBank genome assembly. Lineage: Eukaryota; Metazoa; Platyhelminthes; Cestoda; Diphyllobothriidea; Diphyllobothriidae.